UCUGCACACCUCGCUCCGUCUGCCAUGGCUGGUUAAAGAAGCCUCGGGCUCGCCGCGCGCGCGGGGAGGGACGGGGAGGGGAGCGGCGGCCGGGCGUGCGGCCGAGGGAGGGGCGGCGGCGCGAGCGGCGGCGGCGGCGGUUCCAGCAUGAAGAGGAGAGCUGGCCUGGGGGGCAGCAUGAGGUCAGUGGUGGGCUUCUUGUCCCAGCGGGGCUUGCAUGGGGACCCCCUGCUCACUCAGGACUUUCAGAGGAGACGCCUGCGGGGCUGCAGAAACCUCUACAAGAAGGACCUCCUCGGCCACUUCGGCUGUGUCAAUGCCAUUGAAUUCUCCAACAAUGGAGGCCAGUGGCUGGUCUCAGGAGGAGAUGACCGCCGAGUUCUGCUGUGGCACAUGGAACAAGCUAUCCAUUCCAGGGUCAGUCCCAUACAGCUGAAGGGAGAGCACCAUUCCAACAUUUUCUGCCUGGCUUUCAACAGUGGCAACACCAAAGUCUUCUCUGGAGGAAAUGAUGAGCAAGUUAUCCUCCAUGAUGUUGAAAGCAGUGAGACCUUGGAUGUGUUUGCUCAUGAAGAUGCAGUGUAUGGCUUGUCGGUGAGCCCAGUGAAUGACAACAUUUUUGCCAGCUCUUCAGAUGAUGGCCGGGUUCUCAUUUGGGACAUCCGGGAGUCUCCCCAUGGAGAGCCUUUCUGCCUGGCAAAUUAUCCAUCAGCCUUUCACAGUGUCAUGUUUAACCCCGUGGAGCCCAGGUUAUUGGCCACAGCCAAUUCAAAGGAAGGCGUGGGACUAUGGGACAUUAGAAAACCUCAGAGUUCUCUCCUGCGCUAUGGUGGCAACCUAUCUCUCCAAAGUGCCAUGAGUGUGCGAUUCAAUAGCAAUGGGACCCAACUCCUGGCCCUGCGGCGGCGCCUGCCCCCUGUCCUUUAUGACAUCCACUCCCGCCUGCCAGUGUUCCAGUUUGACAAUCAGGGUUACUUCAACUCAUGCACUAUGAAGAGCUGCUGUUUUGCAGGGGAUCGUGACCAGUAUAUCCUCUCAGGCUCUGAUGACUUCAACCUGUACAUGUGGAAGAUUCCUGCUGAUCCAGAAGCAGGUGGCAUUGGCAGAGUGGUCAAUGGAGCCUUCAUGGUGCUGAAAGGGCAUCGGUCCAUUGUUAACCAGGUCCGGUUUAACCCCCACACGUACAUGAUCUGCUCUUCUGGUGUAGAAAAGAUUAUCAAGAUCUGGAGUCCAUACAAGCAGCCAGGAUGUACAGGAGACCUCGACGGUCGGAUUGAAGAUGAUUCCCGCUGCCUCUACACCCAUGAAGAGUAUAUCAGCCUUGUACUGAACAGCGGAAGUGGCCUGUCCCACGACUAUGCCAACCAGUCGGUCCAGGAAGACCCCCGAAUGAUGGCUUUCUUUGACUCUUUGGUGCGCCGCGAGAUCGAGGGCUGGAGCUCCGACUCAGACAGUGACCUCAGCGAGAGCACCAUCCUUCAGCUGCAUGCAGGGGUCAGUGAGCGCUCGGGCUACACUGACUCAGAGUCCUCAGCCUCACUGCCCCGCUCCCCACCUCCCACAGUAGACGAGUCUGCCGACAAUGCCUUCCACCUGGGGCCCCUGCGAGUCACCACCGCAAAUGCCGUAGUGUCAACCCCAGCAACGCCGACGUGUGAGGAUGCAGCAUCUCGCCAGCAGCGCCUAUCUGCUCUGCGUCGCUACCAGGACAAGCGCCUCCUGGCCCUGUCCAAUGAGUCUGAUUCUGAAGAGAAUGCCUGUGAGGCUGAACUGGACACAGAUCUCUUCCCUCGGCCGAGGUCACCCAGUCCCGAGGAUGGAUCCAGCAGCUCCAGCAACUCCAGUAGCUCGGAGGAAGAAGAGGAACUGAACCAACGCCGAGCCACCACUCGGCAGCGAAAUGCCAUGCGGAGGCGGCAAAAGAUAGCCCGGGAAGAGCGGCCCAACGCUCCAGUCAAGGCCACCAACACCUACAUUGGUGAGGACAAUUACGACUACCCCCAGAUCAAGGUAGAUGACCUCUCCUCCUCCCCAAACUCCUCCCCUGAGCGGAAUGCUUCCAAUCUGGAUAUCCAGCCAAGCCGGGCCCCACCAACUGCCAGCAUGGAAUCAGUAGAGCGAAAGAUUUAUAAAGCUUACAAGUGGCUCCGCUACUCCUACAUCUCUUACUCGAAUAACAAAGAUGGAGAAACUUCCUUAGUGGCAGAGGAGGCAGAUGAAGGGAGAGCAGGAACCAGCCCCAAAGACAACCCAACCCCUUCUUCCAGUAAGGAAGCCUGCCCAACCCAGAGAGACCAGGACCUGCCCCCUGAAGGCUGCAGCAAAGAUGCUUGUAAAGAAGGGACUUCCACCAGGAAUCCCAGCGGUGGCGCAAGCCAUGAGUACAGCAGCCAUCCUUGGGCAGAGGUGCCAGAGAGCACCUCUCAGGACACUAACAGUAGCAGCCCUCUAGAACACUCUUUUGAAACCAAGAAGCUCAAUGGGAAGGCCCUGAGCAAGGCCCUGAGCAGCCGGACUGAGGAGCCACCCUCUCCUGUCCCCAAAGCAUCUGGUUCCACUCUGAACAGUGCGUCUGGCAACUGUCCCAGGACCCAGUCUGAUGAUAGUGAGGAACGGAGCCUUGAAACCCUCUGUGCCAACCACAACAAUGGACACUUGCAUCCCCGACCCCCUCACCCCCACAACAAUGGGCAGAACUCUGGGGAGCUGGAGACAGUGAUCUACUCUUCCCCAGGACACCCAGACACUGACCAUGAUAACCCAUCCCUGACAGGGACACUUCUACACAAAGAUUGUUGUGGGUCUGAAAUGGCCUGUGAGACCCCCAAUGCUGGAAUGAGAGAAGACCCCACUGACCCCUCAGCCAUGGACAGCAGCAAGGGUGUUCAUGACCACAGUGGCCUCAAAAGGCAUCGAAUUGAAUUGGAAGACACAGAUUCAGAGAAUUCCUCUUCAGAGAAGAAAUUAAAAACAUGAUAAAAAACAAAGGGAAAACAAAAAGCUACAAAAAGUAGCCUUGCAAAAUCAUUUUUUCUUGUUUAGUGAACACAGAGGAAAGGAAAAAGUAUUAAAGGCACAUAAAACCGGGGCCUGAACGUGUCUGCUGCUGCUCCUUCUGUUCACCAUUCUCCAGGGGGUCUUCUCUAGUGAGAUGCGAGCAUAGCAUUCCUCUGAGGCUCUGUGACAGUGGUCCUGUCUUCGGACAUUUAGCUUGUUGUGUGUAUGUACCCACUGGCACAUGUGGGCUUGAUGUCUUAUGAGGCCUUUCUUUCAACUGUCUGUCAGCAAAGCCCUGUGGGUCUGUAGCUUUUGCCAUUUCGCCUGUUCAUUGUUCACAUGACAUAGGUGUUCUGGUCUUAAAUGAAGAGUGUCCUCUAGAUCAGAUCGUGCUGCAGUGAGUUGUAGAUUUAUGCUAGCAGAAAGGAGAGGCCUGCCUUCAGCUCAUUGGCUGUGCUGAAGAGGAAAACAUGGCUCUUCUUUAAAUGCCCCAUGUUUUCUCCAGCUAACACAUCAUUGAGCGUUUACUGUGACUCUUAAGUGGAACAUUGUUCCUACUAAGAAGAGGUUGACACUUGAGCUCAGAUCCUGAUAGUGCCGCUGUUUGCAGAAGAGGCAGAGUUACACUCUGUGCUGUGAGAUCCUUACAGCAGCUAGUGAACAACACAUUUUAACCACCUAGUGCUAGCUCCUAAGAAGCACUCGAGGCCAGCAGGUGCUAAUGGAGUCCAGGCAUCCUGAAAGAAGAAAGGACCCCUCAGGAGAGCUUUUUACCCAAACUAAUAAACUGACUGGGAUACUAAUAAGUUGUAGUGAAGAGUGGAAUGCGGUACUGUAUCCAGUGCCAGUCCGUCAGUCAGAAUGUGGUACCGCAUCCAGUGCCAGUCCGUCAGUCAGAAUGUGGUACCGUAUCCAGUGCCAGUCCGUCAGGCAAAAUGUGGUACCGUAUCCAGUGCCAGUCCGUCAGGCAGAAUGUGGUACCAUAUCCAGUGCCAGUCCGUCAGUCAGAAUGCGGUACCAUAUCCAGUGCCAGUCCGUCAGGCAGAAUUGGCAGGCCUGUCACCCUCCCUCAGGCUUGGAGUUGUCAGAGGCUGUGGGUUCCACCUGAACUUUGCAGAGUAGUUGGCAUCUGUUAGGAGGCAGGGAGUGUCGAGAAACAACUCUCUUUGGUCAGUGUUCUGGCUCCCUGAAAACAUUUUGUUCUGUUGAAGUAGGUAACCGUGGAGAGAAGAAAAUAUCAACUUUUCAGUGUAUAGUGGUGUUGGUAGUCCCUGAGUUGUCAGUGAAGGGUUGUGAAAGACAGGAAGACCUAAGGCUGCCCAGAUGUCCUGCUGGUGUAGAUGUUGAAGCAGGAGGAAGAGAGAACAGUGGAACUUUGCAUAUAAAGGUGCUAGACAGCUGGAGCCUGGCUGGAGCUGGCCUAGGGAGGACUUAGCACAAGGCAUCUCUGGCCUCACUGGUGCAGCGUUCCUUUCAGAGGAGGACCUGACCUGCUGGGAUGGAGCCGUGAGAAGACCAGCUGCGGAAGCUGAAGGAUGGACGACGUUCAGUGCCGGGAGCCAGGGUUCUUAUGAAAGGAAAGUGGUUGGUAAGAGCCAGGAGGAUAAACCGUUUUGCUGAGCUUUGUGGAAGGGAGAUGUGCUUAGAGUCUGGUGAUGUGGCUGAGGUAUGAGAGCACGAUUUGGGAAGGGGAGGAAGGCGCUUGAGUAGCGUGGGGUGCAUACAGUCAGCAGCUGGACUCUUCCUGGGUAGUGGGACAGCAAUUCUGUAACCAACAUUAGAAUUACUUUAGAUUUGUAAUUAAAAUGGUUCUAGGAUUUA
Chionomys nivalis (European snow vole) is the source of this 4818-nucleotide messenger RNA. It is a transcript of the gene Dcaf5, whose product is annotated as DDB1 and CUL4 associated factor 5. Gene Ontology annotation, biological process: negative regulation of fatty acid biosynthetic process. The transcript has 9 exons. Gene Ontology annotation, cellular component: Cul4-RING E3 ubiquitin ligase complex; cytoplasm. The record is from RefSeq and is a predicted model, not a curated record. Bases 148 to 2976 code for a protein of 942 amino acids. Gene Ontology annotation, molecular function: protein binding. NCBI's taxonomy places the organism in Eukaryota, Metazoa, Chordata, Mammalia, Rodentia, Cricetidae.